AUGUCCAAACUGCCAGCUUCGUGGGUGCCCUACGCUGAGCUCAUGCGCAUCGACAAGCCCACUGGCACCUACUACCUCUUCUUUCCCUGCCUAUUCUCCACACUGAUGGCCGCUCCGAUGCUGUCACCCGCCGCACCACUCGCCUCGGUGGUUUCUUACUCGCUCCUUUUCUUCUCUGGCGCGCUCAUCAUGCGUGGGGCUGGGUGUACCAUCAACGAUCUCUGGGACAGGAAUCUCGACCCCCACGUCCAGCGGACUCGGUUGCGACCAGUGGCCCGCGGGGCCGUCAAGCCUUUCAACGGCCUCGUUUUCACCGGAUGCCAGCUUCUAGCUGGCCUGGCCAUAUUGGUCCAGUUUCCCGUGCCCUGUAUCAUCUACGGUACACUGAGCCUCCCCCUCGUCGCGGCCUAUCCCUUGGCCAAGAGGGUGACUUAUUACCCCCAGUUUGUUCUCGGCUUGACCUUUUCAUGGGGGGCCGUCAUGGGAUUUCCCGCCCUCGGCCUCGACUUGCUCACAAACACUGCCGCAUUCACUGCCGCCGCCUGUCUCUACGCUUCAAACGUUGCCUGGACCGUUCUAUAUGACAUGAUCUACGCGCACAUGGACAUUAAGGAUGACGCCAAGGUUGGCAUCAAAAGCAUCGCCCUCAAACACGACGCGGACACGAAGAAGGUCCUGACCGGGCUUGCCAUGGCCCAAGUUUCUCUUCUCGCCGCCGCCGGCGUCGCAUCCGGGGCCGGUCCUGCCUUCUUCCUGGGGAGCUGUGGCGGAGCCUUGGUCACCCUCGGCAUUAUGAUCAAGCGGGUAAAUCUCAAAAACGUUCAAGAUUGUUGGUGGUGGUUCGUCAAGGGUUGCUGGGUCACGGGAGGUACCAUCAGUACUGGCCUCGCCGCAGAUUAUCUGAUUCGCCGCGCUGAGAUUGAUCAGACGUGCGUGACGCCGCAGAGGAUGUCGUGA
Messenger RNA from Hirsutella rhossiliensis, 957 nucleotides. RefSeq names its product ubiA prenyltransferase family domain-containing protein. Gene Ontology annotation, cellular component: mitochondrial inner membrane. NCBI's taxonomy places the organism in Eukaryota, Fungi, Ascomycota, Sordariomycetes, Hypocreales, Ophiocordycipitaceae. Gene Ontology annotation, molecular function: 4-hydroxybenzoate polyprenyltransferase activity. Gene Ontology annotation, biological process: ubiquinone biosynthetic process. The transcript has a single exon. The coding region runs from base 1 to 957 and encodes 318 amino acids. The record is from RefSeq and is a predicted model, not a curated record.